This is a messenger RNA of Aspergillus brunneoviolaceus CBS 621.78, 805 nucleotides long. RefSeq names its product PLAC8 family protein. The transcript has 3 exons. The record is from RefSeq and is a predicted model, not a curated record. Bases 172 to 654 code for a protein of 160 amino acids. NCBI's taxonomy places the organism in Eukaryota, Fungi, Ascomycota, Eurotiomycetes, Eurotiales, Aspergillaceae.
AUUCCCUGAAAGAUGGUACCAACGAUGAUUUUGGCUGCGACUCACGCCGCCCCUAAUCCAGAGAAGCAAGGGUUCUCCACUCUCGCAAACCACUAUAAGAAUUCAGACCCCUGCCAUCCAACACGAUGCAAACCACAAUAACCUUGCAGAUUAAAUCAUCUACUUCCAACAAUGGCAGACCCCAAGCAGCAAAAGAUCUAUCGCGCCUGGCCCACGGACCCGCCAACCUACACCCAAACCAACAACGAGCAAGUCCGCAACAUCACCCAUAACAGAGACUGGAAUUAUUCCCUCUGCGACUGUUUCACCCCCGGCUCUUUAUGCCUAACAAGCUGGUGUCUCCCAUGCCUUACCUUCGGAAAGACGCAAGCGCGCAUCCACGACCCGACGCUCCAGAACCUCAGCUACAUCAACACUGACUGCGCCAUCUUCACCUGCCUCGGCCUCAGUCUCUCCCAGUGGAUCAUCCAAACGAUCCGGCGCGGCGAAAUGCGCGAGCGCUUCGGCAUCGAGGGCUCGUGCUGCGGCGACUGCUGCACGACCUUCUGUUGCGGGUGCUGCGCCCUCAUUCAGGAGGAGAAGGAGAUGGAGCUGCGCACGAGGCCGGAGCUCGCGGGGUAUCAGGCGGCGCCGCAGAUGGCGUAUUCGGCGUAGGUUUCGGGGUGGAAGUUCAUACGGCUCAUUAAGCUUGAACUGGGCAUGAGAGAGAGUCCGUUUCUGGGUCCAGUUGGGGGUGUGUCUGUGGUAUGGAUUAGGUUGGGUUGUGGGCAAGGGAUUUAUCUGUGUAUAUGACAGCCGGAAGAUG